Symbiodinium natans is the source of this 1053-nucleotide messenger RNA. NCBI's taxonomy places the organism in Eukaryota, Dinophyceae, Suessiales, Symbiodiniaceae. The record is from the annotation of a GenBank genome assembly.
AUGAAGGCGACGGCACAGCUCUGUCUCCCUGGAUGCGGAGUGGGCCUCGUUGCGAUGAAGGGGGCCAAAGAGACGGCCAGCGAGGUUACACCUGUCUACUCCCUUGGUUACCUUUCCGUUGCAAAUGGGUGGCCUAUGGCCAUGCCAAAGUCUUUUGCUCUGUCCUUGUUAGUGACGGUUAGAAAGUCCCCGGGCGGGAAGAAGAGCCUGGGCCAGAAGAAGUCUGGCCGAAAGGGCGGAAGGAAGUCCAAGUCCAUCAGCGACUUGCUCGAGGUACAGAGCAGCCAGCAUGAGUGGUGGACCUACAAGUUCGCCAAGGUGGUCUCCUGGGUGGUCUUGGGUCUCUUUACGGCGGCCUCCGUGCUGCUGGUGGCCUUGUGGGCCAGGCACGAGCAUGAGGAGUCCUACGUGGUCACCUUGUUCGUGAUGGCCAUUGCGGCGAUGGCAUACUUCGCCAAGGUCACGGGCAUGGGCGAGGCGCAGAUUCGAGGCAAGACCAUCCCAGUCAUCCGCUACAUCGAUUGGAUCGCUACGACUCCCCUGAUGCUCUAUGAGCUUUGCACGAUCGGCGGUGCGGAGAAGCACACCAUAAUCAUCGUCAUCGGAAGCGAUAUCCUGAUGCUGGUGGGCGGCAUUGUCAGCGCCAUGAUUGUCCCCAAGGGCAAGGUGAUGCAGAAGUAUGCCUGGUUUGGCAUAUCCAUCUUCUUCUACAUCCUAAUGGUUGUGGCGCUGGAGGUAGAUGUUUCCUACGGCACCGUGUUGGAGCGUCCGCCAGAUGUGCAGCGGCUCUUCAAGCAGCUGUCUUGGCUGACAGUGAUCUCGUGGACGGGAUAUCCGAUCGUGGUCCUUCUAGGCCGGGCUCAUGCCGGCUUGAUCUCGAAAGGGAUGGAAGACGCACCUCGGCGGCACUGGUGUUCAGGGUUUCCAACCUUGGCAUGUGAAGGCCCCGGAGUUCUAGAGUCUACUAGCUUUCAAGGUAGGGUGUUGGGCUCUCGUGUUCGAGGCUUUAUGCUGUUCAAUUUAGGGUUAGGACUUCAGCGACGUGUCGCAUGA